This is a messenger RNA of Trypanosoma cruzi, 1134 nucleotides long. Its product is annotated as mucin-associated surface protein (MASP), putative. The transcript has a single exon. The record is from RefSeq and is a predicted model, not a curated record. Lineage: Eukaryota; Euglenozoa; Kinetoplastea; Trypanosomatida; Trypanosomatidae. The coding region runs from base 1 to 1134 and encodes 377 amino acids.
AUGGCGAUGAUGGCUGGCCGUGUGCUGCUGGUGUGUGCCCUCUGCGUGCUGUGGUGCGGUGCUGUUUUUGGACACGCGAUGGAGGAUUACGGCAGUGAGGGCGGAGGGAACGGUUUGAGGCACACGAGUAAUGGUGGCGAUGACGGCGUGUCUCUAAAGGCGGACUGCGUGUUGUUAUCCACUCGAAUGGCAUUAAUAAAGGCGGUUGAAGCUGAGGAAGCUGGAGAUGAACCGAGUCGUCCAGACCAUCUUCAGGAUACCGGGGAAUCAUCACCUAAUAAUACGGAGGGCAGUGCAGCGGCUGGUCCGGGAGGUCAGCCAGCAGGACUACUGCCGAAGCCCGAAGGAUCAGAUACAGAAGGACAGCAAGGAGAACCAGAAGGGUUGGAUCUAAAUGGUGGAAAAGAAACAGAAGAUAGGAACGUUCCCAAGGACGUUAAGGCAACUGGGUCCCAACACCAAAGCGUUGAAUCUUCUUCUUCUCCAUCAUCAUCUUCUGGCAGCCCUGGCACUAAGAGUGGUAACGAUGGUAACUUGGAGAAUACUUCCGAGAGUGAUGAAUCCUCCGAUGAGACACCGACGGAAGAAAAAAGAGAUCAUCGCAGUAAAUCUGACAGUCCUGAUGUGGAGGCCGAAGAAGAACCAAAAAAAACAGGAGACAAAAAAAAUGCAAGUAAUGAGGCACCUACAGAGACACGUGGAAGUCCAGCCAACAACACGGAAAUACAAACAGCAACACCACCGCCACCACCAGCACCAAUGAAUGGACAUUCCAGCUUUGAGGAUUUACCACCCAUGCAACCGCUACAACGCGUCCAAGACGACAAUGCAGAAUCCAGGCCACCAUCACCCAUGGCAAACGGUGAUGCUGCCAAUAAUGAAGCUGACAAUAGCACUGAAGAGGGCAUCCCGAGAAAUCAUCCAGCAGCUGAUGGUGCAGGGACAAGAAGAGAAAAACAAAAUGAAAAUAAAGAAGCCAAUCCGAAAGAAACAACAGUAACCGCCAACACAACUGAUACGACGAACACACAAAACAGUGACGGCAGCACCGCGGCCUCCCACACCACCUCCCCUCUUUUGCUUCUUCUUCUUGUUGUUGCGUGUGCGGCUGCUGCUGCGGUGGUGGCCGCGUGA